This is a messenger RNA of Hippocampus comes (tiger tail seahorse), 4212 nucleotides long. RefSeq names its product sortilin. Bases 1518 to 4058 code for a protein of 846 amino acids. Gene Ontology annotation, biological process: endocytosis; Golgi to endosome transport; vesicle organization. Lineage: Eukaryota; Metazoa; Chordata; Actinopteri; Syngnathiformes; Syngnathidae. The record is from RefSeq and is a predicted model, not a curated record. Gene Ontology annotation, cellular component: Golgi apparatus; membrane. The transcript has 21 exons. Gene Ontology annotation, molecular function: protein binding.
GAUAUAUAGAAAUGUUCUGGUAUGCUUACUAUUAGCUUUAUGCAGCAGAGGAGGGUGCAAACCGUGAUUACUUCAAAAUAAUAAUAGUAAUAAAUAGUCAUUUUCCUUGAACCGGAAACAACAGCCUAUCUGCUUCCCUCUACCACGCUCCCGACCUACCGGCCAACGAACGAGAUGCGGGCAGAAGAUGGGAGCACAGCACUUCAUUGAUUAACACUUUUAUGUAAACGACAAUUCCAAAGCCACUUUCAUUCCGUAAUAACUCAGUAGCUGCGUAGAACCUUAACAGGUCCCGACUUGUUGUUGGAAACCUUCGGCAGUCUUCGCGACACGCAAAGAAACAAGCCACACAGGUUGUUGUUGCUCACCUGGUGCAAUGGUUCCAGCUGUUCUGAGGCUCUACUUCUUCGGGACCGCCGUGAGCAUCUUCGCCUUCAUUUUCAGCCUGGCCGACUCGGUUGGCGGCCUGAUGUACGUCCAAGACUGCCGCUGGAUGCUGGAGAUGGAGAGGUGUCCCGUGCCGAAGCCUCAUGGAGGGUCUUUGGCGACCACGCACGUGGACUGAUGAGACGAGGGGGCAAAAUGUCAGCUGGCUGCACUUUGUGGAACUGUGGCAUCUUUAAAAAAAAUGCAAAAGGAGAGCACUACUGAAAUUUGCUAAGCCAAAGACACAACUGUAACAUGCAGGCGUUGAGAAAGUGGCUGCAAGCAGCAUGGGGGAAUGAUUUCAAGAUUAAUAUUUUGGUGUGUAAUAGCCUCAUAAUUAAAACAAACUAAUGCUAACUGAAAAGGCUGGCCAACCUUCCAAUUGUGUGUGCAUCUUUAAAAUUUAUGCCUGUGAUGACAAAUCUUGGCAGGCAGCAACAUCAUCACAUAUUAAAAUGAAUGGUAAAUGUGUGAAAUCUAAAAGCCAACAAAGCCGUCAGAAACGUAGCACAACAGGUGAUUUUAUUCUUAACCUCUUAUUGCUUUGACUUCUUGUUCAUGUUUGGCUUUGAGUAUUUCUCUCCUUUUGGGGAAUAAAUAUCCUUCCAAUUGAAACUUGACCUCAUAUUGCAUAUAAAUAAGUACUGUUUGAGUAAAGAUGUCACAAACCUGUUUAAAGAGCUGGAUCAUUAGCCAAUGGCAACUGUAUUCUAUCUCGAACGUUUAUCUCUUUUGGAAGUUAAAAUAUGACAUCAACAAAAGGACAUUUUUAAACAAAAAAAAAAAGUAAAUUCCGCAUAAACAGCACCCUCGUGUGGACACUCAUGUCUAAUACACUUACAACAAACAACGGUGGUAAUGAGCCUGCGAAAGCCGAAACUUGCUAAAAUAGUUCUUCAGCGCGUGCAUUGUUCACGAUUACUGCUCUGUUUCAAAAGUAAACGCUCUCUCUCUCUGGUGGAGCCCACUUGUGCGUCGUCUGAGGUCACACGGGGCCCUUCCGUGCAAAAUGGCCCCCAGGGUAAGUGCGACAUGAGCGGGAUGCGGGCUCAACACCUGCGCCGGCAGUGGACGCAGCACUUUUCGUGUUAAUGGGCCGUCCCCUCCCCACUCCCACACACCUGCCCCUGCUGCCUCUCCCCUGCCACUCGGAGCACACGCAUCCCGCCCGCGGACACCUCCACUGGGGCUCCCGAGCGUUUGCGGCACCGGUCAUGAUCUGGAAGCGAGUCGUGGCUCUCUGCGUUCUGCUCCAAUUCGGGGCCGAGGCGCGCACUCGCCCGCGGAGGGGCGCCGCUCCCUCCGCGGGCGCGUCCAGGGCUUCCAGGGGUCCUGCCUUCGACUCGUGUCAGGUCAGCCUGACCCCUCUCGAGCAUCGAGUCCUAGGCGACAACACCCACGAGACAGGAUUUAACGGUGAUGACGGCUCCUAUGUGAUUCUCACGUGGGUCGGCGAUGGCACUGGGGUGAUCUUGGUGUUGUCCACAAUCAGUGCUCCCAUCGACACGUUCCUUGAAGGAGGCUCCUCGCGCCUUUACCGAAGUACGGAUUACGGCAAGUCCUUCCGCGACAUUUCGCACAGCAUCAACCACACAUUCAUCAAAGAGGAGUUUGGAGUCAGCGUGGGACCAGGAAGUUCUGUGAUAUUAACCGCCGACACACCCGUGGUGGACCAUCCGGGCGGCAUCAUUUUCACCUCGACAGACGCCGGUGCCACCUUUCGCUUCAUCCAGCUUCCCUUCCACCUGGCGCAGCCCAUCACCUACCACUUCCUCAACCCCGACUUGCUGGUGGCGCUGAGCAUCGAGGGUGCUCUGUGGCUGACGCUGGACUUUGGCGCCACGUGGACAAAAGUGCAUGAUGGAGUGCAUUCUUUCUCAUGGGGAGCUGGCAUCAAUUUGUUCUUCAGUUGCAGCAAAGCAGACACAAUGGAUGCGGAGGAGAGGGGCGAUCUGCAGCUGAAGAGGACCAAAGACCUCGGCAAGACCUUCACCACCAUCCACGAGGAUGUCUACAGUUUUGGCUACAUCGGAACUUUUCUCUUCUUCUCAGUCAUGGAAGACACGCGAUCUCCGAGGGUCAUGUAUUUUUCCUCCGACCAAGGAGACACCUUCAAUCGAGCGCUACUCCCGUCGGCUUCAACCGAACAGUUUUACUCCAUCUUGGACGGGGACGAGGACAUGCUCUUUAUGCACGUGGACAACCCGGGAGACACCUACUUUGGGACCAUGUACACAUCAGAUGACCGCGGCAUCCUUUUCUCCAAAUCGCUCGAGCGCCACUUGUUCGACGGGCAGCGGAAGAGCGAUUUCCGGAACAUCACAUCGCUCCGCGGCGUGUACCUCACCAAUAAACUGGACAAAGAUGGAAGGAUCAGAUCGGUCAUUUCAUUCAACCGGGGAGGAACGUGGCGACAGCUUUCCAAACCUCAGAAUGUGGAAUGUGGGGAGAAAGUGAAGAAUUGCAACCUUCAUAUUCACGGAGAACACAGUCGCAUCAAUCAUAUCGUGCCGAUGCUGCUCAUGUCCGAUCCCACGGCGGUUGGUCUGGUCAUCGCGCAUGGUUCGGUGGGUGAUUGCCUGUCGUCAUGGCAGCAUCCAGAUGUAUUUGUUUCCUCUGAUGGGGGUUACAACUGGAGGGGCACGCUGAGGGGUCCCCAUCAUUACAGCAUCCUGGACUCUGGCGGGCUCAUCGUAGCCGUGGAGGCACGGCGGGAAGGACAGGUCAAGACAAUCAAGUUCUCAACCGACGAAGGCCAGUGCUGGAAGUCGUACAACUUCACCGAGCAGCCCUUCUUCUUCGCCGGCCUGUCUUCCGAGCCGGGCACCAAGGCCAUGAGCGUCAGCGUAUGGGGCUUCCGUCCUGAGGAUGACGACCAGCCCAUGUGGGUGGCGGUCACCAUUGACUUCCAGAGCCUCAUCACGAGAGAAUGUAAUGACCAGGAUUAUGAGGAGUGGUUGGCGCACUCAACCGGGGGAGAAGGUUUGGAGAGGGACGGCUGCGUCCUGGGUGUCAAGGAGACAUACCGGAGACGGAAGAAACAAGCCGUGUGCCGGAAUGGUCGCGGCUAUGUCACGGUAAAGACGGAAAUUCCCUGUCUGUGCACCAGGGAAGAUUUUUUGUGUGACUACGGCUAUCAGCAGCAAGUGAACACAUCGGACUGCGUGCCGCGGCCUGACAUGCACAACAAAACCUUGGAGAUGUGCCUGAAUGGAGAAGAGGACGAGCUCCUGACGGCAGGAUAUCGCAAGGUCCCGAGUGACCGCUGUGAGGGGGGAUUUUCUUCUCAGUUGGCAGGCCAGACUAUCAUCAGACCCUGUGGUGUCAAACCCAGCCCCGAUUCACCUGUCGCUCACGCCACUGCACCAGUGACACACUUUGACACGCCACGAGAGAGGAUGGUGCUGAUACUGGUGUGCGCUGGCGCGGGCAUCAUCGUCCUGGCCGCUGUCAUUUCGGCUCUGGUCGCCAUCAGGAGAGGGGUUUAUCAAUCUAGGGCGCCAGAAUAUCGUUUCUCCAAUCUCCAGAUUCAAGAUGACCGCAAUGGAGCCACGGGGGAUCGUGAAAGUGCCAACAGCAGCAAUGGAUCGGCAUGUCCGCAGGACUCAGAUAAUCAAAAUCUUCUACAGUAAAACAGUUUUUGAACCGGCCCGAGAGCGGAGUUGAAGAGCAACGAUAAAAUGAAAUUACGUUAUUUAUUGACAUUCAUUUGCUCGAAUUGGUUUUAUGCAACCUUGAUUUGUACAUUUUUUAUUUGAAUAUUAAAAUGCAUACAUGUUGAUAGUA